Dreissena polymorpha is the source of this 4428-nucleotide messenger RNA. Its product is annotated as phytanoyl-CoA dioxygenase domain-containing protein 1-like. The record is from RefSeq and is a predicted model, not a curated record. The transcript has 11 exons. Lineage: Eukaryota; Metazoa; Mollusca; Bivalvia; Myida; Dreissenidae. Bases 110 to 976 code for a protein of 288 amino acids.
GAUCGAUAGAUCUUUAAUUAUAGUGUAAUAUAACCUGGAAGGGCGUUCUUUGCCGCAAAACAACAACAACAACAGAGCUGAUUAACAACAAGGGUCACGUACAAUCAAAAUGUCCUUAUCGCCAGAACAAGUAAAGCAUUUUGAAGACAAAGGAUACCUCAUCCUGCCUGACUUUGCUGAUGAUGCAAUGUUGGAGGCCCUUAAAGAUGAAUGUCACCGUCUUGUUGAUGACAUGAACCCUGAGGAGCACAACACUGUGUUUACCUGCUUGGAAAUGAAUCGAACCAGUGAUGAUUACUUUAUGACAAGCGGAGACAAGAUCAGGUAUUUCUUCGAGGACGGGGCAAAGGAUGAGCAAGGCAGACUGAAGGUUGACAAGCACUUGGCCAUAAACAAGAUAGGUCAUGCCCUACAUGUGCUUAGUGAGCCAUUCAAGCAGUUUACGUUUAGUGAAAAGAUGAAGAAUCUUGCUACAAGCCUUGGACUCCAAGACCCUGUGGUGUGCCAAAGUAUGUACAUAUUUAAGCAACCAGGCAUUGGUGGUGAAGUGACUCCCCAUCAGGACUCCACGUUCCUCUUCACAGAUCCGAUGCGAUUGGUUGGUUUCUGGAUAGCUCUGGAGGAUGCAACUCUGGAGAACGGCUGUCUAUGGUUCAUACCGGGGUCACAUAAGAAUGGGUUAGCGGGUGGCAGGCGCAUGGUGCGAAACCCAAAUAAGGAACCAGGGCAGUCCGGUACAAUGUUUAGAGGAGAAAACCCCAAACACAACUAUGAAGAUUUUGUGGCUGGUCCUGUUAAGAAAGGUACGAUGGUUCUGAUUCAUGGAGAAGUCGUGCAUAGGAGUGAGCGUAACACAUCGCCUGUCUCUCGUCACAUCUACACGUUCCACAUGUUUGAUCAGAAGGAUACGCAUUACAGUGAGGAAAACUGGUUACAACCGACUGAGUCCAUGCCUUUCGCCAGACUGUUUGCAUGAGGUAACCAAACUACCGCUAGUGCUUAAGGGCAGUUUUCAGAAGAGAAUAAUUGAAAAGCAAUAGGAGAGCCAGACCACAUACUAUUGCAAAGAUAGGCCAGUGAUGUCUCAGGAACAAUUGAUCAGUCUGCAUCAUUUGAUAUGAUAAUCAGUUUACCUAUUAUAGUAUUGAGCUCACUAUUAUAUUUGUAUAUGACAUAAAAAAUGUAUUUUGUUUCAGGUUAUUUGACCAAAAAUGUGGUUCUCAAUAAAAGCCUCUUUAUUGACUUAAAAAAAGUGAAUAUCAAAGCAAAGAUGCUAUAUCUCUAUGAAUAUUUAAAAUAGAUUGAUUCUCUCUUCAAAUUGUUUGCUGGUGGAUUCAAUGAAAACAAAAUACUUACAAACCAGGAGUAAUUAUUAUUCAAAAUAAAGAAAAUAUCUGACAAUAGAAAUACACUUUUGCAUGGCAGGUCAGAGAAUUUUUAGGGCAGAAUAGUACAUGUUUAAGUUUUAAUUCUAUAUUUACCCCAUGUUAAUUAGAUAUUUAUUUAGAGUCUUAAACACAAAUCAAGGAGUUAACUACAGCUAUUAUAUGCUAGACUCAGACCAAGAAGAGGUUUUUAACCAAGGAUCUAUAAACUAACAUUUAUUGAUAAAUCUUUGGUUUAACUAAUGCUGUCAUUUUAUUUCAACAAAUAUAUUAUGGAAAACCACAUGAAAAUGAGGUAUUUACUAAAGCAAUAUUGAAUUAUAUCAAUAUAUUAUAUUUAUGCAACACAAUCAUGUGUGGUAUUAUUUUUGAUCUACUAGCAAUGGUUUAUUUAACAUUUAUUUUAUGAAUAAUUUUUAAUUACAUUUUAAUUAAAUCGACGGUGGUUUGUCGAAAAUACAUUUUGGUGCAUAACCUACCGGUAUUUCAAAGAUCUAUAAAUGAAUAGUUAAUAUAUCUCUGCAUUAUGAUUAUAUCGUAGACUAUUUAAGUCUAUUUUGUAUUGCAAUUCUCUACAAAGACCUAUAGAUAACACAGAUUGGAAACUUCGCGCCUUAUCGGGCUAUCUCUCGGCGGGGUCACGUGUUCGAGAAACUGAUAAGAACACUUGAGAUCAGCAGACGAUUUAUUCCAUGAAUCAAUCGGAGUAGUCCGGAGAUAGCCGGUGUAUCACGAUUGCGAUAAGAUAGCGACGCGUCAGUAGCAACGGCUACGAUUAUCGAAAAAAUUAUGCGAAAAUGUUACGGAGCUGUAGAAAGGCGGCUGUAACUUGGUCAAUAAUGAUCCGAUUUUUAUAAAAUAAAGUUUCAUAGAAACAUGAGUAAUUAUGUUUUUAUAAAAUCUCGAUUUUAUUUACCUACAAUAAGAAUUUAUAAUGCCGCGAUCAUUGAAGAAAUUGCGCUAAGAACUUCCAAAUCGCGGCGAGAAUGCUGUUGAAUAGUUUAUUUGAAAGGCUUUUGCUGAUAAAAUAUUCUUGUAUAAUUUGGUAUUUCAAACAGUUAAAACUUUAUAAAAUAUUAUUAUUUCAAAACGGAUAGAUAUAUGUGGACACAUAGAUCUAGGUCUCUGAUUAAAACAACAUUACAGUAAAAUAAAUGAUAUGAUCGUUCGAUCCAAAAACGGUUUUAGUUAGACUUAUUUCAAUGUUGAUUGUGUAGAUUUUUUUCCAUUGUUUAAUUCUCUUUUUAUUUAGAUCUUAUUCAUGAGUUAUAGGUUAUUAAAGUUUUGUUUGUAAUCCAGUUUUUUUCUUUUGGUAAUUAAAUUAAGCUUUCAGUAUCGUGGGCUAGGAUUUCGCGAAAAGAAAAAAACAAAAACAUUUCACGCGCGUGUUAAUCGUCGGAUCAAUUAGCGAACUGAGAUGCUUUGUGUGUUUUUUCUUUACUCUUGAGAAUUAAUUAAAGGAAGGGAUUCUUACUUCAAUUAUCAGUUUGCGUUGUUGAUUGAUUUUAACUGUGUGAUCAGUGGCCGCGGCCGGCGAAUUCAUUCUUUAUAUGUCAUUGUGAUGUCCAAUUAAGGUAAGUCUUUGUUGUGAAUGUGUUAGAUUUUAAUAUACUUGUUUAUAAUAGUACGUUAUAAACACGGUGAAAUGCUGUAUAAAACUGUUUAAAAAAAGGCUAUUCUCGAUUGUGUAUCUUAUAAGUUGGACAUACUAGUAAAAAAUCUUACUUCAACGAUAUGGGAUGAGAAAUAGAAAAGUUUUUCAAAAAGAAACAAACCACUAUGGCGAUAGGUGUGAAAAAUGAUUGAAUGAAAUAACAGUAUAAAAUUGUACAAAUUGUACAAAGGCAAAAUCCUUUAAAAUGACUUAUUUUCGUCUACUUUUUAUAAAUCAUACCUAGAAUUACAUAUCACCAAGCAUUACAAUCUGACUUAAUCGAUUUGGGAUGAAAAAUGAAAAAGUUUAUCAAAAAGAACAAAAACACGUUUGACAGCUAUCUUGUACAACAGAACAAAAGAGCUUAAAAUUGUACCAACAUUGUAAAAGGCCAAAUACUUUAAAUUGAAUAUUUUCUUCUAGUUUGUUUAAAUCUAUACUUAGAUUAACAUAUUGCAUAGCAUAAAAAAUCUUACUUCAAAGAUAUGGGAUAGAAAUAAAAUAGAGAAGUGUUUCAAAAAAAUACAAACCACUAGAUUGAAUGAAAUAACAGUAUAAAUAGUACAAAUUGUACAAGGGCAAAAUCCUUUAAAAUACCUCAUUUUCGUCUACUUUUUAUAAAUCAUACAUAGAUUAACAUCUCACCUAGCAUAAAAAUCUUACGUUAUCAAUAUGUGAUGCUUAAUGAAGAAGUUUAUAGAAAAAUGCUUCGGGCCUUUCAAUUUUUCAAAAAUUAUCGAAAAUGAUCGAAUCCAGUGUUCUCUUUCAAAUUCCGAUAAAUUAAUAAUUAAUUAGAAUAAUAAUUACCAAAACCUAAAGAAUUAUCAACACAGAAAAUAAAUACUUAUUUUUAAUCACACAAAAAAUAUUCAAUAUGUCUUUUUUCGGCGACCGACUUUGCUCACUACGUUAAGUUCGUAACGUUGCGCUUUCAGGCAUUCAUUGCUCUGCAAACUGACAACCGAGCGCUAAAAACACUAAUUAACACAUUAAAAUUGUUAAUAACAAUAUCAAAAUAAUAUAAACUUACCAGAUCAUGCUCAGAAUACCCUACGACAUCAAAUAUUAACGACUAAUUACGAAGAAUAAUUGUUUGCUUUAUAAGAAAAUGGCCGACAGCAGCUGGGACAGGGAAGAAUCUACAGGUACACCGGCAUCUCCAAAAUCAAGGUCACGUGACCCGCGUCCGCCGAUAGAUAUUAUCGCAUAUCGCUAUAGCGAAGACGAGAGAUUCCAAUCUGUGUUAUCUAUAUGUCUUUGUUCUCUUGUAGCGUUCAUAUAUAUUUUUUGAUUAUGCAUAACUUUAAAUAUGAUUAAGAUUGCAUGUUUCUCUUAGUUAUAUAACGUAUAAUAUUUGUAACGAAAUUAUUAAAUAAAAACACAGAUUUA